Molecule: messenger RNA, 639 nt
Organism: Colletotrichum truncatum
Lineage: Eukaryota; Fungi; Ascomycota; Sordariomycetes; Glomerellales; Glomerellaceae
Product: cyclase dehydrase family protein
Biological process (GO): cellular respiration; ubiquinone biosynthetic process
Cellular component (GO): mitochondrion
Molecular function (GO): ubiquinone binding
Source: RefSeq, a predicted model, not a curated record
AUGGCGACCGCACGCCCGGCCCUACGCUUCUGCUCUUCAUUGAGAAAGAUCCAUCCCGUACCUCUCGUCCGAACACACACUCCCGCACGGCACUUCUUCAAUAUCCCGAGCCUUCCCUCCUCCUCCGAGCCGCAAGUCCUCACUGCCACCCGAACUCUACCCUAUCCUUCCGCUCAGCUUUACGACGUCAUCUCCGACGUGGACUCAUACUCCUCGUUCGUCCCAUACUGCGCCCAAUCCCGCGUCACACAAUGGACUGGCCCUGACGAGAAUGGACGAAGGUGGCCUACACAGGCCGACCUGCGCGUUGGUUGGGGCGGAUUCGAAGAGACAUUCACUAGCAAACUGCGGUGCAUCCCGGGCCAGAGCGUUGAGGCAAUCAGCGGAGCGGAUGUCAAGGGUGCCAGCCCGGGAAACGGAGGGGAGGGCGGUGCAGUGUUCAGAAGUCUCGUGACCAAGUGGCAGCUUCGGCCGCUCGCUACAGGUACGGGCACCGAGGUGGAUCUGGUUAUCAGGUUCCAGUUUGCAAACCCGCUGUACGCGGCUGUGAGCGCCGCCGUUUCCGAGAAGGUGGCCGGCGUCAUGAUCCAAGCAUUUGAGAAGCGUGCCAAGUCUGUUUUGAGCAGACCCAGGAUAUAA